Molecule: messenger RNA, 3606 nt
Organism: Tigriopus californicus
Lineage: Eukaryota; Metazoa; Arthropoda; Copepoda; Harpacticoida; Harpacticidae
Gene: Grp170
Product: hypoxia up-regulated protein 1-like
Exons: 6
Coding region: 245-3112 (955 amino acids)
Biological process (GO): cellular response to hypoxia; negative regulation of hypoxia-induced intrinsic apoptotic signaling pathway; endoplasmic reticulum unfolded protein response
Cellular component (GO): endoplasmic reticulum chaperone complex
Molecular function (GO): ATP-dependent protein folding chaperone; ATP binding
Source: RefSeq, a predicted model, not a curated record
CCCUCGUCAUUUAAUGAUUACUUUCAGCUCUACAACAUUGUCAGUCUACCGUCUACCGUCUACAGUGGACAGUGUACACUUGGGUCGCCGGAGAGAGUGACUUGAAACAGGGCUGAGAUGACGGGAAUACGAAUGCCUCGAGGGGUGGUUAUUUCGACCAUAUCAGUGGUCCUGGUCUUAUGUUUGGGUGUGCUCUCGGUCAGGGGCGUGGCUGUGAUGAGUGUGGACAUGGGCUCGGAAUGGAAUGAAAAUUGCAGUGGUGUCGCCGGGUGUGCCCAUGGAGAUUGCCUUGAAUAAAGAAUCGAAGCGGAAAACGGCGGCCGUGGUGGCCUUGCGGAAUGGUGAGCGGCAUUUUGGCUCGGAUGCCGUGUCCUUGGGGGUUCGUUAUCCCCAGAGUUGCUAUUCUUUCCUACUGGAUCUCCUGGGCAAACGCGUGGAACAUCCCCAAGUUCAAUUGUUCAUGGCCCGCUUCCCACACUACCAGAUCCAGGCUCAUCCUGAGCGCGGCACCGUCAUGUUCCAACACGACGAGAACACGGUCUACACCGUGGAGGAGCUGAUCGGCAUGAUUCUCGAGCACGCCAAGUCCAUUGCCGAGACUUACACCGAGCAGAAGAUCAAGGAUGCGGUCGUGACCGUGCCCGUGUAUUUCAAUCAAGCAGAGCGACGAGCCCUGCUCGAAGCGGCCAGUUUGGCUCAGAUUCAGGUGCUCCAAUUGAUCAGUGAGCCCAUGGCCGUGGCUUUGAACUACGGCAUGUUCCGACGGAAGGAGAUCAAUGGGACGGCUCGAAAUCUCAUGUUCUAUGACAUGGGAUCGCAGGACACCACCGUGUCCAUAGUCAGCUUCCAGGUGAUCAAGACCAAAGAGCGAGGAUUCACCGAAACCCAUCCGCAAGCUCAAAUCUUGGGCAUUGGAUAUGAUCGCAAUCUUGGAGGCAAAUCUGUUCAGAUUAAGUUGCGCGACCAUUUGGCCGACAAGUUCAAUGAGCUCAAGAAAACGAAAACUGACGUACGAACUGUUCCUAGAGCCAUGGCCAAACUCGCCAAGGAAGCCGAACGCGUCAAAACGGUCUUGAGUGCCAACUCCCAAAUCUACGCCCAAGUGGAAAAUGUCAUGGAGGACAUCGAUUUUCGAGUGGAGGUCACACGUGACACACUGGAAUCUCUAAAUGCGGAUUUCUUUCUUCAUGUGACCGAGCCCAUUGACAUGUCACUCAAGACUGCGGCCAUGACCAUGAGCGAAAUCGACGAGAUCAUCUUGGUCGGUGCUGGAACUCGAGUUCCCAAGGUGCAGGAAAAACUUCAAACCUAUUUUGGACGAGAACUCGGACGGAACUUGAACACAGACGAGGCUGCGGCUAUGGGAGCCGUUUAUCGAGCCGCCGAUCUCUCCACGGGUUUCAAGGUGAAGAAAUUCAUCACGAAAGACGGCGUCCUCUUUCCGAUCGAUGUUGAUUUCGAACGGGAAUACGAGAAUGACGAGGGAGAAAAGGGCGUGAAGCAAGUGAAACGCACCCUCUUCUCCAAGAUGAAUCCGUACCCUCAGAAGAAGAUCAUGACCUUCAAUAAGCACACGGGGGAUUUCACGUUCUUCGCCAAUUUGAACGAGUUGGACCAUAUCUCCAAAGAAGAAAUGGCCCGUAUUGGCAGCCUCAACCUCACCGAGGUCAAGGUCAAGGGAUUGGCACCAAUUCUGGAGAAAUAUGCUCAACAGUCCAAUGUGGAGAGCAAAGGGGUCAAGGCUCACUUCAACUUGGACGACUCUGGCCUUUUGGGCGUCUCGACGGUGGAGGCUGUUUUUGAACAAACCAUUACGGUUGAGGAACAAGAGGCCCAGGAAAAGAAAGAGGAGGCCGAUCAACCAGAAGAGGCUAAGGAAACCGAAAAAGACGAUUCUUGGUCUAAUUUGGGAGACACCAUCUCUAACUUCUUCAACAAAGAUGGAGACGACAAAGACAAGAAAGACGGGGCCGAUGGUGCCCAAAAGGAAGGAGAUAAGGACAAGAAAAAGGACAAGGAGGAUAAGAAAAAGAAGGAAAAGGCCGCCAAGAAGCCCAAGAUUGAGACCAUCAAGGAACCAUUGGAAUUCGUAACCAAAAUAGUCGAUCUCACUCCCAUGAGCGAGGAGCUCAUCACAGAAAGCAUGGCCAAACUGAAGGCUCUCAAUGACGUGGACGAACUCAAAACCGCCAAAGAGACCGCUCUAAACUCCCUGGAGACGUUCGUUAUUGACGUUCGAGACAAAUUGUACCAAGAGUUGUGGGAGAAAUCUUCAACCGAGGAGGAGCGCGAGAAAUUUAGUGCCAAAUGUUCCGAGAUCUCCGACUGGAUCGAUGAGGAAGUUUCUCCGGAUACUGAACUUGAACCACUUGAGACAAGGCUCAAAGAACUCAAGGAUCUGACCUCAUCCUGGUUUGCUAGAGUACGUGAACACGUGGAUCGACCGGAAGCCUUGGGAGCUCUGAAUCAAAUGAUGAAUACCUCUCACAAUUUCCUUGGCAAGGCAAAAAACAAGACCGGCGAGGACGGCUUCUUUACCGAAAAGGAAUUAGAAACCCUGGAGAAAAAAAUUCAGGAUAUCACCAAAUGGAGGGACGACAAGUUGGCCGAUCAAGAUCUGCAACCCAUGAGCGAGAUGCCAAAGAUGACAGCCAGUAGCAUUGCUGAAAAAGCUCUGGAAUUGGACCGGGAGGUGAAAUAUCUUAUCAACAAGGCCAAAAUUGCUCAAGCGGAGAAGGAACGCGAGAAACGUCUGAAGGAAGCUGAAGAGAAGAAGGCCAAAGAAGAGGCCGAGAAGAAGAAGAAGAAAAAGGACAAGAAGAAGAAGAAGGCCAAGAAGGACGACGCCACAAGCGCCACUGAAGACACUGAGGAGGACUCCAAAGGCGAAGAACAACCAGAGGAGACCAACGACGACGAAACUGAAGAGAACUCGACCACAGACGAAACCCCGUUGAACGAGGAGGUUGAAAAUCAGCCGGAUGGAAAGACACCAGAUAAUGACAACGAGCAGAUCAUUGUGGAAGAAGAGGGAGAGGAAGACUCAUUAUCGCAAGAUGGCGCUGCCGAGGUCCCUGUUGAAGAAGAGAACACCGGUCACUCAGAACUUUGAAGAUCCCAAGGAUGUUCAAGGAUAUUCAUUCAGAAACGAGUUUAGAAGCGUUAAAGUAUCCUUGUAUUGACUCUCUCGUGAGGCAGUAGGUGUUGCUAAUUCCAAAGGCCACCAAACAAGUGUGAUAUGAGAUUUCCAAGUACAUUGAGACUUGGAAUCACAAUUCUGCUUCCCCCCUCUCCCCCUCAACACUCCUGAUAAUUAAAAUAGGGCUGUUCGUUUCCCGACCGGUUCUUGUCCCUAAUGAAUGUAUUAGUUCUCCAUUUUUCUCAUCACCUGAUCGCCACUGAUGUUUGUCUUAUAGGCCAGUUUGUUGAUUUUUUUGUUACCUUCUUCGCCUAGAAUUUAUUCCUUCCAAGGCAAAUUUUGCGUCACCCUCCACCUCUUGGUUUAUACACCGUGAAUUUUAGAUGCGCCCCCUAUCUCUCUUUCUAGUGGCCCCAAAGACAUCUAAGUACCGCGCAAAAGAAAUACAUUUUCACUUUACUUGACAA